GACACAUCCUAUGACAGGGCUGCUAUAAGGUGGACAGGUAGAGGGACACAUCCUAUGACAGGGCUGCUAUAAGGUGGACAGGUAGAGGGACACAUCCUAUGACAGGGCUGUUAUAAGGUGGACAGGUAGAGGGACACAUCCUAUGACAGGGCUGCUAUAAGAUGGACAGUGGAUGACCGGUAAAGAAGAGUGAUGACCCUAGGUGGGGUAACAGGACUGUACUAAGGCGGCGCUCUCCAUUGAAUUGCAGUGAGAAUGGGGGCGCUCACAAGCCGGCAGCAUGCAGGAGUUGAAGAAAUGGACAUGCCAUCUAGUUCCAUCUACAGAUACCCACCCAAGUCUGGCAGUUACUUUGCCAGCCAUUUCAUCAUGGGUGGAGAAAAGUUUGAGUCCAGCCACCCCGAAGGAUACCUGUUUGGAGAAAACAGCGAUCUGAACUUUCUCGGGAGCCGCCCUGUAACGUUUCCAUAUGCUGCCCCCUCCCCACAAGAACCUGUGAAAACCUUGCGCAGCUUGAUUAACAUCCGUAAGGACACUCUGCGUCUCGUAAGGUGCACAGAAGAAGUGAAAACGAGCGGUGUGGAGGGAACCCAACCCAAAGUUCAAUACAAUGUAGAGUUCACUUUUGACACAGAUGCGCGGAUUGCAAUAACCAUUUAUUACCAGGCAUCAGAGGAGUUCCAGGGAGGCAUUGCCAGCUACAUCCCCAAAUCCAGCAGCUUGCAGUCGGACACUGUGCAUUUUAAGCGAGGGGUGAGCCAGCAGUUCUGCCUUCCUUCUCACAUGGUGGAUCCCUCUGAAUGGAGGGAAGAGGAGCUUACAUUUGACCUGGAUCGAGAGGUUUAUCCCAUGGUGGUCCAUGCGGUGGUAGAGGAAGGAGAAGAACAUCUCGGGCACUGUCAUGUUUUGAUGGCGACAUUUGAAAAGCAUGCAGAUGGCAGUUUUUGUGUGAAGCCGUUGAAACAGAAACAAGUGGUAGAUGGCGUCAGUUACCUCCUGCAGGAAAUCUACGGCAUUGAAAACAAGUACAACUCUCAUGAUUCUAAGGUGACAGAGGAUGAAGUUAGUGACAACAGCGCUGAGUGUGUUGUUUGUCUGUCUGAUGUCCGGGACACACUCAUCCUUCCGUGCAGACACCUCUGUCUGUGUAACACAUGUGCUGACACCCUGCGAUAUCAGGCUAGCAACUGCCCAAUCUGCCGGCUGCCAUUUCGAGCUCUCCUCCAAAUUCGAGCAAUGAGGAAGGUUCCGGGCCCUCUCUCCCCAACAGGAUUCAGUCCAAUUCUUGCAGCUCCAUCUUCUGACUCGGAGGAACACACAUCUUCGGAACAUGUACCUCCAGGGUACGAAGUGGUUUCUCUUCUGGAGGCCCUGAAUGGACCACUCACACCAUCCCCUUCUGCUCCCCCGUUGCAUACUCUUGGGGAUAACAGACGCCCUUGUGCUCUUCCUUCCUAUGGCAGUGACAUCCAGUUGCCCCAUCUCCGAAUGCACUCACCCUUGCAACACCUAUGUGGAAGCCAGGCCUUAAAGCUAAAGAAGAGCAUUUCAAGGUCGAUUUCCCAGAAUUCUUCAGUGCUUCAGGAAGAUGAGAUGGAGAAAUCCUUCAGUGAAGCCGAGAUUUUAAGUCCCAGAAAAAAAACUCCCCAACUGGCAGAGGAGUGUGGAGCCACGCCGGAAAGCGAGAACAUCACGCUGUCUUCAUCAGGGGCCAUCGAUCAGUCUUCCUGCACGGGGACACCCCUGUCCUCCACCAUUACUUCCCCUGAAGACCCCCUAAGCAGCAGCCUGGCACAGUCCGUAAUGUCCAUGGCCUCAUCCCACAGCCAGCAGUCUCAGCUUAGCACAGACACAGUGUCUUCCAUGUCUGGCUCCUACACAGCAGGUGGAAUGGAUGAAGAAGUGGACAUCACACCAUCACCUCCAGCAGCUCCAAGUGGAUCUCCCUCAGAGGAGGGUGAGCUGUCACCAGUCAUGUCACCGGAGGGACAUUUUGUCACUGUAUCAGGAGAAGAGAUGGAUGCUGAGGGGAAUGUCACAGAGGAAGAGUUUGCAUCCCCAGAGGAAGAUGAUGGGCAGAGGACUGGCAGAGAGUGUGACAAUAACAAUGCUGCGCGGGUCACGUUGAGGGACACUCUGGACAAUGUGCGGGGCUCUGAUGGCUGCCUGGCCGAUGUCUGUUAUCCUGCUGCCCCUGGACAGAAAGCAAAGCACCCAUGCCAUGGGUCAGAUACCUGCAUUUCUCUAAAGGAGGUGGGUGACAAGCAAAGCCGGCUGGGAACUCUGGAUGUGUAGUAGCCUCUUACCCCAACAAACUUGCUGCUUAUAAUGUGGACACUUUACCCCACAAAUCACCAAGAGAGGCUCCCACCACCCUACCGUCACUCAGGACACCCCACAGAUUGCUCCUGGUGCCAGCCGUCCCACCUUCUUCACAAUGUUUCACAUCCCGUGCACCAGGAAGUGUAAUGAUGUACCUGUAUCACAGCAGAAAGGGGUGGCUGGUACCACUGCUGUAUAUUCUGUUUGUAUUUGGCCCGUGAUGUAUAUAUUCUGUGUAUAGACGUAUGGCCAAGGUAGCACUAUUCCGUUCGUUUCCCAGACUGUAUAUAUAUAUCAAAGGGAUGAUGGCACUAACACGAACGUGCCUGUUUAGCAAUAGUGAACUGGCUGGGACUGUUGCUCUCCAUGUGCAUAUUCUGUGUAGUCAUGGGGCAUCGGCUGGCACUGCCCAUUUGGGACCAAACAAGGUGGGAGCUUAGUUCUGUAUCUGUGAGGAAGUAUGGGGGUCAAAGUGGACGCAUGUAUGUAAAGUACAGGGGAGGUAAAGAUGUAAUAUUAUUUGUUUUAUGGAAUGAUGCGAGACUGACCACAGAAGAGUGUGCAAUAUCCACUCUGGGAUUUAAACUCCCAGUGAGCUUUUAAUAGCAAAUGAUGAAACCAGCCGGGGCUGUACCAGUGUGAAACUGGUCGAUGAAGAUCUGUGUUGGUGUGCCCCAGAAACUUGACUGUAUGAUUGAUUUCUGGUAAUGGAAGGGGUGGGGGGGGGGGCCUAUGCAUGUGUUAUGUAAACAAAGAUGGACAGAAUAGUGUGCCUGUUCUGUGUAACAAGAGGGGCAAGGAGCCUAGUACCGCUUGUGCUUUAGCAGUUCAAGGGAGGUGGUGCAGACUGUUGUAUAAAUUAAUUAAUUGCUUUGUUCAUAGAAUCCUCACUUCACAGCCUCAUUGUCCUGGGAGGCUCUUCCAAGCAAUGUGACAUUUAAACAGUAGAUCAUCCCAAAAAUAGCCCGUCUGCUCUACUGAAGUCUUACUAGCUGUUGCCUGCACUUCUGAUUAUUUGUCCCUUCCACUAGUCUGAUAGGGCUGACAGACCCAGAGACGCUUUUCUUCUGAUCCACUUGGGUUCAUGAUAAUAAAAACAUCCUGAUGAGGCAAUGAGAGGAUUAAGCAGGAGUGAGGUACCCGACCUGAAGCUAAGGGUGCACAACUUUCAGGAUAAUAAGUGUAGGUGGUCGACAAAUGGGGUCUCAGCUGUUCAAGGCCUGAUCUGAUCAGGUAUCAUUUAGAAUGUAAGGUUGUAAGAAUAUCACCACAUUAAACAGAAAUCACACAUAUUUAUUUGGUGGUCGUUGUUAUUGUAAAAACUAAAAAGUGGAACACUUACCCUGCCUCUGCCCUCUCUUAGACCAUUCAGACAGGAUCCCCCAAUGUCACAUACACUUUAGGACAGAGGUGCCCAAAAGGUAGGUCCCCAGAUGCUGUAGAACUACAACUCUCACACACUUUGCACAGUUUUAGAAUUACAAAGCAUCAUGGAGGCUGUAGUGUUAACACAUCUGGGGUUCUACCUCCUGGGUACCCCUGCUUUAGGGUUUAUUCACUAAAGAUGGAUUUGUGCCAUUUUUACAACUGAAAAAUAAACUUAAAUGAUGAAAGUAAACAUCCGAAAAAUGGCUCUAGCUCAACAGAGAUUUUUGUCCAAGUUUCCAAUUAUAUAUCAAUUGUCAAAAGGGUGUUUUCAACUUUCCCCAAUUCAUAAUUCAGCAAAUAAACCCUGUGACCGUA
Molecule: messenger RNA, 4065 nt
Organism: Pelobates fuscus (common spadefoot toad)
Lineage: Eukaryota; Metazoa; Chordata; Amphibia; Anura; Pelobatidae
Gene: RNF157
Product: ring finger protein 157
Exons: 20
Coding region: 256-2295 (679 amino acids)
Biological process (GO): protein ubiquitination
Cellular component (GO): cytoplasm
Molecular function (GO): ubiquitin protein ligase activity
Source: RefSeq, a predicted model, not a curated record